Diceros bicornis minor is the source of this 711-nucleotide messenger RNA. Its product is annotated as serpin B3-like. The coding region runs from base 1 to 711 and encodes 236 amino acids. The transcript has 4 exons. Lineage: Eukaryota; Metazoa; Chordata; Mammalia; Perissodactyla; Rhinocerotidae. Gene Ontology annotation, biological process: negative regulation of endopeptidase activity. The record is from RefSeq and is a predicted model, not a curated record. Gene Ontology annotation, molecular function: serine-type endopeptidase inhibitor activity.
AUGACUGGAGGAAAAAUCAAGAAUCUGUUUCCCGAUCACUCUCUCGAUUUCGCCAUUCUGGUUCUGGUGAACGCGGUCUAUUUCAAAGGGCAGUGGAAUAAGGAAUUUAAUAAAGAAUAUACAGUGGAGGAAAAAUUUUGGCUGACCAAGGACACCAGCAAAUCUGUGCACAUGAUGAAACAAAGUAGUUCCUUUAAUUUCACUGCACUGGAGGACAUACAAGCCAAGAUCCUGGAAAUACCAUACAGGGGCAAAGAUCUAAGCAUGAUCUUGCUGCUGCCAAAUGAAGUAGAUGGUCUCAAGAAGCUUGAAGAUAAACUCACGGCUGAGAAAUUAAUAGAGUGGACCAGCUCACAGAAUAUGAGUGAGAAAAAAGUGGAGUUACAUUUACCCCGGUUCAAAGUGGAAGAGAGCUAUAAACUCAAUGACACGCUGAAGUGCAUGGGGAUGGUGGACGCCUUCAGUCCACAGGACGCCAACUUCUUGGGCAUGGCGGAGAGACGUGAUCUCGUGCUGACAAUAAUUGUACACAAGUCCUUUGUGGAGGUGAAUGAGGAGGGCACAGAGGCCGCAGCCGCUACAGGCAUAGGAACUGGUGUCACAUCAGCACCAAUUUAUGAAAGUUUCCAUUGCGAUCACCCUUUCCUGUUCUUCAUCAAGCACAUUAAAACCAACAGCAUCCUCUUUUUGGGCAGAGUCUCUUCCCCUUAG